AUGCCGGUGCUUGGUUUGCUCGUGCUGGCAUGCAUUGUAUUGCUUCUCGCAGUGCCGCUCUUCCUCAUCCUCUGGUUGAAGCUCACAGCUUACCGGUUGGCAGCACGCUCUGGUCUCUCAAAGGCAUUGGCAGGCAAGGAAACGGUGGCCUUUUUCCAUCCCUAUGCAAAUGCCGGCGGUGGCGGCGAACGAGUUCUCUGGUGCUGCCUGCGAUCUGUACAGCAAAACCAUCCGGGCGUGGCCUGUGUGGUGUACACAGGGGACGUGGACGUCACAGCCGCGGACUUGCUUGAAUCUGCACGGCAACGGUUUGGAGUGGCGAUCAAUGCGUCAGGUGUCCACUUUGUCUUCCUGACCCGAAGACACUGGGUCGAGGCUUCAUCGUGGCCUCGCUUCACGCUGCUUGGACAGAGCUUGGGCUCGCUGAUCCUCGGCUGGGAGGCGGUCUGCCAGUUCCAACCAGACAUAUUCGUGGAUUCGAUGGGCUAUGCUUUCACCUUGCCAUUGUUUCGUCUGCUGAGCAGCUGCCGAGUUGGAUGCUAUGUUCACUACCCAACCAUCUCGACAGACAUGUUAGAGCAGGUGCGUGGCCGAAGAAGCGAUGCUGUGUGCAAUGAUGCCAUGGUGGCACGCUCUAACAUGCUUUCAGCGGCGAAGCUGCUGUACUACAAAGCCUUCGCCGCGCUGUAUGGUUUGGCCGGGAAGUCUGCGGAUGUUGUCCUAGUCAACUCUUCAUGGACUCGCGGUCACAUCGAUGCCUUGUGGGCUAUGCCAGACAGAACUUGUACAGUGUAUCCGCCGUGUGACACAGCGGCCUUGGCAGCCCUAGCGCUCGACCGAGCGGCGAAGGACUUCUCUGGCAAGCUGGUGCUUUCUCUUGCUCAGUUUCGACCGGAGAAGAACCAUGCCCUCCAGCUGAGGUCCUUUGCGAGGUACAAGAACCAGACGAAAAGCGGCGGAAGUGCAGCUGUGCGGCUUAUUCUUGCAGGAGGCUGCCGGGAUGCCGCAGACCGUCGCCGGGUCCAGGGCUUGCAGAAGUUGUGCGGCGAGCUCGGUCUACGUGAGGAAGGUCCCGAGACCGAGGGCGACUGGGACGUGAGCUUCAGGACGAAUGUGCCCUUGAAGGAGAUGCAGACCUUGUUGUCUCAGGCCGACAUCGGUUUGCACACCAUGCGCGACGAGCACUUCGGCAUUUCGGUGGUGGAGUUCAUGGCUGCUGGUGCAGUGGUCAUCGCGCACAACUCGGCUGGGCCUGCCAUGGACAUAGUGACGCCCUUGUCUGAUGGACGGCGGACGGGCUUUCUUGCGAAUGAUGACGAAGACUAUGCACUCAAACUUCGCGAAGCUCUGGACGAGACGAGUACAGCAGAGCGACUCGAAAUCGCCAAGGCAGCACGGGAGGCAGUUCGACAUCGCUUCUCCCAGGAAGCCUUCGAGGAGAGCAUAGCCCAACGCCUCAUUGCGCCGCUGAGGGGGCCCAGGGACAAGGACCUGUGA
Molecule: messenger RNA, 1497 nt
Organism: Symbiodinium natans
Lineage: Eukaryota; Dinophyceae; Suessiales; Symbiodiniaceae
Source: the annotation of a GenBank genome assembly